Molossus molossus (Pallas's mastiff bat) is the source of this 2410-nucleotide messenger RNA. RefSeq names its product stathmin 3 (gene STMN3). NCBI's taxonomy places the organism in Eukaryota, Metazoa, Chordata, Mammalia, Chiroptera, Molossidae. Gene Ontology annotation, cellular component: cytoplasm; neuron projection. Gene Ontology annotation, biological process: microtubule depolymerization; neuron projection development; regulation of microtubule polymerization or depolymerization. The transcript has 5 exons. The coding region runs from base 69 to 611 and encodes 180 amino acids. Gene Ontology annotation, molecular function: tubulin binding. The record is from RefSeq and is a predicted model, not a curated record.
UCGCCGACUGCAGCUCCAGCCGCCGCCCGCGCCUCUCCGGCCUCUGCAGCCCCGCCGCCUCCAGCACCAUGGCCAGCACCGUGUCCGCCUACAAGGAGAAGAUGAAGGAGCUGUCCGUGCUGUCGCUCAUCUGCUCCUGCUUCUACUCACAGCCGCACCCCAACACCAUCUACCAGUAUGGGGACAUGGAGGUGAAACAGCUGGAUAAGAGGGCCUCUGGCCAGAGUUUCGAGGUCAUCCUCAAGUCCCCUUCUGACCUGUCGCCCGAGAGCCCUGUGCUCUCCUCCCCCCCCAAGAGGAAGGACACCUCCCUGGAGGAGCUGCAGAAGCGGCUGGAGGCAGCUGAGGAGCGGAGGAAGACGCAGGAGGCGCAGGUGCUGAAGCAGCUGGCGGAGCGGCGCGAGCACGAGCGCGAGGUGCUGCACAAGGCGCUGGAGGAGAACAACAACUUCAGCCGCCUGGCGGAGGAGAAGCUCAACUACAAGAUGGAGCUCAGCAAGGAGAUCCGCGAGGCGCACCUGGCGGCGCUGCGCGAGCGGCUGCGCGAGAAGGAGCUGCACGCGGCCGAGGUGCGCAGGAACAAGGAGCAGCGAGAGGAGAUGUCGGGCUAAGGGGCUUUGGACGCCGCAGCGCCUGGAUCCUGAGCCGACACAAGAACAUGUUCGGGUUUUGGUUUUGUUUUGUUCAACUCUGUCUAGAUGCAACUCUUGUUCCCGCUCCUCCUUUCCUGUCCCCCCGCACCCCCAGCUUCAUGCUUCUCUUUCCGCACUCUGAGCUGUCCAGUCCUGUGGCAGUCGCUGACCACAGGCUCUCCCUGGAGGAGCCCCCUGGGCGCCACUGGCACAGGGUCCCUCACUCAGUUCGGGCAGCAGGCCGGGUGGUGGCUCGGUCCCCUCUUGGCAGUCCUCUUAGUGGAUAUGAGGGUGACCAGGGGUGGUGGCAGGAACACUCGGGUCCUUAUGUUGGGUUGUCCUGUGAGCACCUUAUCACUUAGGGCACCUCCAAGCAAAAGCACCACCACCUGCAGGCCCUCUGGUGGGGUGGAGCUCCGCACAGGAGGGGAGGAGGAAGAGUGAGACCGUGAUGGACCUCGGGCACUGUGGGGCCGGGUCAUCCUGCCAAGGUGGCCAGCCCCAGGAGCAUGUGUGCAGUGGGCCUUUGUGGGCGGGAAGGCUGCAGCACCUGUUAGUGUGAUAGCACGGGGCCCUCUGAGACCACCUGGCCUGUGAUGGACACCCUGGGCUGGCCUGGGAGACUGGUCACUGCCUGUGGCUGGAGUGGCGGCGGUAUGGGCUGUGAUCUGGACUGAGUCUUCAGGGGAGUGGGCUUUUCCACCAGGGACCCAAGAGUAGGCUGCUGUGGCAGAGAGGGUUGUGGGCAGCAUGUCACCCCUGCUGGCCCUCCUUCCAAGAGCCUCCAGCAGAGCACCGGUGGGGAAGCCCAGCUGCUGUCCCACCCUCCUCUCCUCCCUGGAGCUUUGCAGACCUGUCCUUAGAGCCCUUUGGCGUCUUGGUCCCUUCCCAUGCCCACCCACAAUGCUCCUGGCCAUGGGGCUGUCAGGCUCUCCUCCAGCCAUGGGAGUGGCAGCCACAGGAGCCCCUAGCAGACAGCAGGGGGCAGGGGGCAGGGUUCCCAAGCCUCCUCCCCACCUGGUCCAUCCUUGGCAUUCCUGGCCAGUGCCUCCCUCUGGCCAGCCUACAGGUUGGAGGUCUGGCUCUAGGCCUCUCCCACCAAGACCCUCCUGGACUGGAUUCCUUCCCCUCCCUCAGCCUGGCCUUUGAGGACUGCCACUGGCCUGGACAUGGGGAUUGUGCGGUCUUUGACCCACCAUCCUCCCCUUCUCCAUGGCAGUCCCACCCCUCAGAUGGGUACUGGUGGCAGGGUCCCUGCUGACCGUCCUCUUGGUGGAGAGCAUGAGGGGACAGACAACAAGUCCUUGCAGGACCUAGAGUCACGCCUCAGAAACCAGGUGGUUGCAGCCCCCAGUGCCCAGCUUUCAUCCUGCAGAAACCAAUGGCGGCCCAGCCAGGGAGUGGGGUGGAUGCUGAUCCCCUGUGGACUUAGGGGGAAGUAGGGACCCACGCCCCCUCCCUGUCCCCACUAAGAUAGCCUCUGGCCGGAGUGGAACCCAGCAGUGCCCACCGCAGCUCUGGUGGGACGCGGAAGGAACGCGGAAAGGGAGCGGAGGGCUGGGUUCUGUUAGCCGUGCAGCUCUCAUCGCGGAAGCCUAGUGUAAAUGCACCCAUCUCAUCCCGUAGUGAAAGUGAACUUAAAAACUAAAUCAAACGAACAAUUAAAGACAAAGAAAAACCUGUGUGUUUAAGAAACAGGGGCACUGUCCCAGUGUGUGUCCUGCGUCUGUGGGGUGGGGACUGGGCUGCGAGGCCACGGCCUGUGUGAGGGAGCGGGA